This is a messenger RNA of Epinephelus moara (kelp grouper), 9168 nucleotides long. Its product is annotated as rho guanine nucleotide exchange factor 12-like. Gene Ontology annotation, molecular function: guanyl-nucleotide exchange factor activity; G protein-coupled receptor binding. Bases 669 to 5012 code for a protein of 1447 amino acids. Lineage: Eukaryota; Metazoa; Chordata; Actinopteri; Perciformes; Serranidae. The transcript is spliced from 38 exons. The record is from RefSeq and is a predicted model, not a curated record. Gene Ontology annotation, cellular component: cytoplasm. Gene Ontology annotation, biological process: Rho protein signal transduction; G protein-coupled receptor signaling pathway.
CUUUUUUUCCAUUUGCAUCACAUUGUGGAGCAAAAACACUCCCGUCAGUCGUCCACAUCUAGAGAGGAUUAAAGUGAGCAGACCUGGAGGAGGAUGCUACACAAACUCAGCGUCGGUGGACUCUGGACCUUCAUUUUGGAUUUAACAGCCAAAGUUUGACGUAAUUCUGCCCCGGAUAAUCAGGAAUAGGCUGGAGUGUCAUCACCAUUGAAAUAUUUCCCAAGGAAAAAUAAAGAUAUGCUCAACUUGGACUUGGAGGUGAACUGAGAAAGUUGGGGAAACAUUGAAAGCAAGUUGUGAGCAGGAGUUGACGGUUUUCCAGAUGUCUGUGCUGAUGCAGACAGCGGCUGUCUAAUGAAACACAUUCACACCCCAAAGAAAGAAAAGUAGCACAUUUCUUUAUUUCUUGCAACUCUGUGGAUUUUGGGGAACAACUACAUGACUUUAACUUUAUCCUUCGCUCUCCCCUGGGAUUGUCCAGCCAGCACUCCCAUCAGAAUAACGGGUUCUAAACUCUGAAUGCUGGAAAUAACAAGUCGUCGACGUUUCUGGAUAUGGACGGACACCGAGGAGACAAAAUAAAGGAGCCGUUUUAUUAAAUUAAGACAGACGCUAUCAUGAAAAUGUGAUUUGGGUGAAGUCGUCGGAAACUCAUAAGGGAAGUCCCAAUGAGUGGCACACAGUCAACUCUCACUGACAGGACCCCAAACAUUCUCAACAAAGACCCCACAGACAAGAAACCCAAGAAUGAGAAAUCCUCCGUCUCCCUCAAACAUGAGUUUGACCCCACAGGUCUUGUCCAGCGGUGUGUGAUAAUCCAGAGGGAUGAGAAUGGCUUUGGGCUGACUGUAAGUGGAGACAAUCCUGUGUUUGUGCAGCUGGUAAAAGAAGAUGGAGCUGCAAUGCGAGCUGGUGUUCAGACAGGAGACAGGAUCAUUAAGGUUAAUGGGACAUUGGUCACACAUUCAAACCACAUAGAGGUUGUGAAGCUGAUAAAAUCGGGCUCCUAUGUAGCCCUGACAGUGCUGGGGAGGCCUCCAGGGCUUCCUCACAUCUCCCUGGAGGAGGAUGACGAGGAGGAAAACAACAAGGGGGAAGGGGCAGAGCUCAGCCCACCCUCAUCUGUCUCAGCGCCCCACUCACCUGCUCUGCCAGGUGGGGAGCAGUGCAGCCUCCAGGAGCACAGCACCUCCUCUCUGCCUGAUGGGGAUGAGAACAAAACCACGCACAACCAGAAGGCCGACAUCCUGCAAAAGAUGCUAACUAAGGAGCAACAGGACCUACAGGCAAAGGAGGAGGAGUACAGCAGAAACCCUCGGCCUAAACUACUGAAGGAGGUCCAAGAGGCCAAGAAGCACAUUUUACAGCUGCAGGAGCAGCUCAGCAAAGCAGCAGCAGCAUUACAGGAUGGAGCCACUGGGUCCAGGAAUGGUGAGGCUGAGGAGGGGGACGGCGGGCCCCCUCAGAAAGAACAGACCAUAUCCACACGUGGUGACAGUGCUAACGAUGGGCCUUUGACCAACAAUAACUCUGUGCACAGCAGCCCCCUCACAGAGGGUCCUGGCAAAAGAGAAACGCCCUGUCAGAGCCCGGACAUCAGCCGCAGAGACGGCCUCAACUUCUGCUCAUCGCCUGACACCGAGGACACCCCUGACACAGACUCCAUUGCUCAGUGCAUUGUGGGUAGCCCUCCCUACCUCCUCAACCCCCAGAUCAUCGGUGCAGAAGAUGACUACUUUGACUCUCAGCAAGAGCAGAUUAAUGGACUGUGUAGCUGUUUCCAGAGUAUAGACUCGCUGAAGACUCGGCCGGCUCACCUCGCAGUCUUCCUCCAUCAUGUUGUCUCGCAGUUUGACCCUGCGCCUUUGCUCUGUUAUCUCUACGCUGACAUGCACAAGCAAACCAACUCCAAAGAGAGCCGACGCUUUUUCAUGGAAUUUCACACACUCUUCAUGGAUCGAACAGCGAAUCUUAAAGUACCAGUGCCAGAGGCAGUUGCAGCUGAAUUGGAGAAACGAAGGCUGGAGUUAAUCCCGGAGGAGCUCUGCAAACAGUACACCCAGGCGUUACAGGACACACUCCUACCAGACCUACACAAGAACCUGGAGGACUUCAGACAGAAGCGCAGCAUGGGUCUGACUCUGGCCGAAGACGAGCUGUCCAAGCUGGACUCAGAGGGAGGAAAAGACCAGCAGGCCCUGGAGAAGGAAUGCUCCUGUGCUGAACACAUCCUCUCCAAGAUAGAGGAUAUCCUGUUGACGUCACAGCCCACAGAAGAGGAGAAGUGCCAAACAAUGCAGUAUGUGAUUCUCACCUAUAUGAAGCACCUUGGGGUGAAAGCGAAGGAGCCUCGCGGACUCGAACAUAAACGAGCACGCAUCAACUUUCUGCCCAAGAUUAAGAAGAGUAUCAAGCCUGAGAAGGAGGGUGAGGAGAAGGUGAAAAAGCCUCGGUUCCCCAGCAUCCUCGGCCCGCCUCGGCGUCUGAGCAGAGUGGACUCCACUUCAGUUGGUAAGGCCGUGGAGCUGAACAAGCAGCGCUCACCAAAGCAGCUCCCUCAGCCAGCCUUCGGCAUCCCUGAGCAGUCCGACUCCUCUGCCUCAAAUUCUGGGCGGAGCCGUGGAAAUCAGCUCAGUGAGGGAUCAGACGCCAGCACACAGUCUUUGCCCUCCACCACCACCUCCCCCACACUUAGCUCACCCAUUGGUCAGGCCUCAGAUACCAGUGGACACGACUCAGACUCCAAUAUGUCUCCAUUCUGCAUCCAGCCCAGACUGGGCGAGGGUCUGCAGCCUGGCGACCACCAGGACGGCGUCUCCAGUCCAACCGGCACUCAGUUUGACUUCAGCCCCUCCAACCUGGAGCAAUUACAGGAGGAAGACCAGGAAAAUUUCAGUAGGAUGGACGUGCAGUGUGCAGUGAGUUCAGCCGACAUCCAGAGUGAAGACGACCAGGGAGGUGAGGUGGAGUGUGAAGAGGACCCUCUGAACUGGCAGAGUCUGGUCAGCCGAGGCGUCCUGGCAAGUUUAACCCCACAGGAGAUCAAACGGCAGGAAGUCAUCAAUGAGCUCUUUUACACUGAGCGCGCCCACCUGCGGAUGCUGAAGGUGAUGGACUGUGUUUUCUACCAGAGGUUGAACAGAGACGGUAUCCUCCCCCCAGAGGACAUUAAACACAUCUUUAUUAACCUGGAGGAAAUCAUUCAGCUGCAUGUUUCUGUAACAGAGCAAAUGAUAGCAAUCAGGAAGAGGAGUGAGACAUCGGUGAUCGGUGAGAUCGCAGAUGACCUCCUGGCGUGGUUCAGCGGAGAGGAAGAGGAGAAGAUCAAAAGAGCAGUGGGAACUUUCUGUAGCAACCAGCCGUCUGCACUGGAGCUCAUCAAGAGCAAGAAGAAGAAAGACCAGCGGUUCACUUUAUUCAUGCAGGAAGCUGAGAGCAACCGUCUGUGUCGCAGGCUGCAGCUUAAAGACAUCAUUCCUGUAGAGAUGCAGAGAGUCACCAAGUACCCACUCCUGCUGGAGAAUAUUGCCAAGUACACAGAAGAUGGCGAGGAGAGGGAAAAGGUGAAGAGGGCUGGAGAAUGUUGCAAAAAGAUCCUCAACCACGUCAACCAGGCUGUCAGAGAGGCUGAGAACAAACAGAGGCUGGAGGAUUAUCAGAGAAGGUUAGACCUGUCAUCACUCAAACAGAGUGAAAACCCCAUGAUCUUGGAGCUGAGGAAUCUGGACCUGACCAAGAGGAAGAUGGUGCACGAGGGACCUCUCUCCUGGAAAGUCAAUAAAGACAAGACAAUUGAGCUGUACACAAUCCUCCUGGAGGACAUCCUGGUGUUACUGCAGAAACAGGACGAGCGUCUGGUCCUCAAAUUCCACGGCAAGAAUCCGGCCAGUGCCACCGACACCAAACACAUCUUCAGCCCCAUCAUCAAACUCAACACUGUCCUGGUUCGUCCAGUGGCAACUGACAACAAGUCUUUCUUCGUGCUGUCCAUGUCUGAAAACGGGGCUCAGAUCUACGAGCUGAUGGCUCAGACGGUGUCCGAUCAGAGAGCGUGGCAGUGUCUGAUCACACAGUGUGCUGACGCCAUGAAGGCCAAACCUCACAACAGAGACAGACCUCCAGCUCAGUCUGAUGCUGAGCGAGACGCUAUUGAGAUCAUCAAAAGUGGGAUGCCCAAGGCGAGCAAAGAUCCUGACGGAACAUCAAGUGGAAGCAUCCAUUCUUCAGAUAAAGAUGCCGCCUCUUCUCCAGACAUUCAAGUGCCACAGAGUAUCAACCCGUUUGAUGGGAUGAAAUCAGAGGACGAGGAAGAGGAGCUGGUCGUGGCAGACCGACAGGAGGAAGACGAGGAUGAUGAAGAGGUGGAUGAAGCAGAAUUAGAGGCUUUCCUGGACGGGCAGCUGGCAGAUGGACUGCCCUUCCUACAGGAAGAGUCACGUCAGGGCAUCGCUAUUGAAAACCAAGAGCAUGAAGCGUUCGGGGUACCCUCCUCUAAAGGGGAAGAAGCUCUCAGGACGUUGGCGAUGCUGAAGCAGGCUCUUUUCAACCACAUGAUAAGCAGAGAGACCGAGGAGGAGAAAGAGGAGACACAGGAGAGCAAGCAGAGUGCCUCUGUGCCCGCGAGCCCCGAGGGGCCCCCUGAGAGCCGAGCGUCUGCAGGUUCACAGAAAGAAAACCCUCAGCUCCCGUCAGGACACACAGAGCUGUCUGAGACGCCUGAACGUAACGGCGGGUUUGUGGUUCUGGAUUUUGGUGGAGAGGAGAGCAGCACUGAUGAUGAUGGAGGAGUCGGAGGUGAUGUGGGGAUCGACAUGAGCAAGCUACUGUCCUCCUCCUCGCAGGCAGGGGGCAGCAGUGGCCCCAACCUCAGCAGGCAGCUCAUGACCCACCUACGCCUCCUGCAGGCCGACCUGCAGUAUCUGAAGGAGGUGGAGAUAAAGUACAACGAGCUGCGACAGACAAACAGUGACAUGGCGACUGACUCUGACGACAACAAUGACGGGAUUCAGUGAUGAAAAACUUCACUCUCUCUCGGUCCUGUGAGUUUUUAGUGCCACUCCAGGCACUUUCUUCCGGAUGAAUCUUUGACUGUUUAUCACUGGUGUCGCCCGACAAUGGAGGCUUAAUGUCAGAUCUCCCACUUCAGGCGUGAACCAGUGGAGGACAUUAUCACCCACUAUAAACUCAAAAUCCCUCUGAGGAGAGACUCUGUGGAAUUACUCGAGGACAAUUCAGUCACUUUUUGCUAUAAUGAUAAGAAUAAUCAACUGCAUAAAUUAUCUUAAACACUGGAGAUAUGAAACAGAAAAAGGGGCAAAGUCGAGUGUGCGAAGUCUUACGGAUGUACAGCAGAGAUUAACAGACAUUAAGUAAUGGAAAGAGACAAUGAAGACUGCGACCAGAACGAUUCUCUGAGGAUCAUAAGGUAGACGGUCUUAUUCAGGUUCACUGCUGUAAGCUUGAUAUAAAAUUCUGCAAUAAGAAAUGAGAGACAGCCUCUCCUGUACAUAUUCAUCCCAGCACUCCGCAUGCUUCAAGGUAGACUUUCUUUUUUUGUAACAGCACUGAAAAGCAACACUUAAAUUGUUUUUACAUUUGGCAACAUGCACAAAAAUCAUGUAAGAUACUGCAGCAUUCAUCCCUAGCAUCCCCAGAAGUAUCUUUGUGUUUUAUGUUGUUUGCUUUUAGCCUAGCUCGGCACAAAACUGGAACUGCGGAGGAACAGCUAGCCUUAAUAUAUUCCUCUAAAGUUCACGUUGUAUCUUAUUUGUUUUAUCUGUACACAAACAGAAAUGUAAAAAUUAAGUUUAUGGUUUCAGGAGGAUUUACUUGCUGGAACUAUUUCUUUUUGCCGAACAACAGCUGACUGUGUACAGCUUUGUUGUCAAAAGACACGUUUGGUGCCAUCAUAACUGCACAGUGGCCAAAACCUGUGCUCACCGACCGUAUAUGGCAACCCGUGCUAUAGCUGAGACGACAGAUAGAUAGAUCCAGCCAGGGUUGGAAAUUUUUUUGUCCAUCUGCCACUGUGGCUGAUGGAUUCCAAAAUCUGCUAGCCACUUAAUAGAUUACCAUUGGGGUUUUUUUUUGGCUGGGGAAUGAAUUAAAUCUAGCAACCUCUUGCAUAUUUUACCAGCAUUUGGCUCGUGGCUGGUGCUCAUUUCUAACCCUGGAUCCAGCAUGUAACUCCCACUACAACCACAGAGUAAUUUAAAAUUUACAUUUCUGUUCUAGGGACACAUGCUUUGUCUUUAACCACCUGGAAAACGCGAGAUUGGUUGUUGCUUGAGUCGGUUUUUGAGUGCGCCUUUUGCGUGUAUACAUUUUUAAAAAAUGGAUCUGAGGGUGCAAAAAAACACUGCAUGCGUAUGAGACCUUAGAAGUGUUUGUAGGCAUGUUUUGUAACUUUAACGGAGCCAGGCUGAAUUUGCAAAGCUAAAGUCUGACUGUUCCAGUUUCUGUUUGUUCAACCAAAUCGUCAGAAAAUAUAUUGGCAUUGGACACUUCUGAAAACCAUGGAUAUGUAACAUUUGCACACUAUUGUGUUGUGGAUAUGUUGAAACCAUAGACUGUAUAAAAUAAGGUUGAAACUUUAUAUUUCAACAGUGCUGUGAUUAACUUGUGGGUAAAAAAAUCACUUGGUUAUGCUUAAGAAAAGAUCAUGUUUUGGCUUGGAUUACCUGGUUUUGCGGCACAGUCCUGUAAAAAACAGCUGCUUUUUCUGCCCACAAGGUUGGCAUGCGUCUCCACUCGGUGAUCCACCAUUCCCUACAUCAUUUUACAAACGUUGAUAUGAUACCUAUAAAAUAGUGGUUCCCAAAUGGUGGGUCACCGUCCAAAAGUGGGUCGCGGCUCCACUCUGAACGGACUGCAAGUGACUUUAUUUUGAAGUACAGUGAAUUUCUGGCACUGAGCUUUUAUUUUGAAGUGCAGUUUCCUGCUGUAGAGUGAGUGACUAACAGACAGCUACUUGAGAGAGACUAGACUAACUAGAUAGUUAGAUAUGGUGCUUGAAAGUAGAAAUUUAAGACUGUAUUAAAUAAGAAAUGCUGGAAAAUAUAAAACAUAAAAAGCACAAUUAGCUGGACGACAUGGUCAAAGACAUGUGUGAUGCUGAGUGUGUUAAACUGCGUGGACCUUCAACUAAUGACUAAAGAGAAAUCUGGAUCCUGUGGCUGCACCAGUUGGGAACCACUGAUAUAAAACAUACAAAUGUAGCACAUUCAUGGUUUGCAAAAGUGCACAAUGCCGAUCUUCUGGCGACAGGGCUGGUUUGGUUGUGGGUUGUUUUCUUGGUUUGAGUGUCUGAGCAGAAAACAGUUUUAAAUUUCCUAGAGAGCACUUGUUUAAAGCACCAAAUUUCAGCCAAAGUCAGAACGACGACGAGAGGGAUGAACAGACAGAAGGAAAGGUAAAACACAACCUCCUCGACAUGUUUGUGUGCAAGAAUCCGAAUGUGGCACUGUGCAUUACAACUCUGUUUCUUAUUCGUUGUAUCAGAAGUACCCGGUAGGCUGCAAAAUACUGCAGCUAUAAAAAGAUUGAUACACAUUGUGUGUAACUGCUGGUGUUUUUGCUGAAGCACAGUUCACUAAAUAAUAGUCACUGUGAGCUUUUCAGAGUGUGUGCACAUGUGAAUUUAUUGAACUGAAUUUUAUUCUAGAAUUUAUUUUCCAUUUGUUUUCUUACUUCCACCGGCCUCCUGACGUUGUGCACAGUGAGGCGAUUGACUAACCUGAGUGCAGUUUUUCAUCUCUGUCAUUCAUCACCCAACACUAAAAAACACUUUAAUCUUUAUUCCUCUGAAUCACUCAGAGAAGGUUUUCCUCCAGGAUCAUUUCUGCAAUGGGCUUCUCAUGAAAGCCGUCUUCAGCUUGUAACACCCGUCUGUUAGGUACAAAGAUUCACCCAUCAAACAUCUGCACUUCACUCUAAUGGUCGGACUGAAAAAGACUGAAAUAUUCUUUCGCCACAGGACUGCACAGACGACAUUACGGCUUUGAUUUUUGGAUGAAAUCAUAACGAAAAAAAAAGAAAAACUGAAAAGAAUAUAUAGACACAAAGAGAUUGUUAUGGACUGUUUUCAUUGUAAAGGAAUAUAAUGUACAAUUACGACUGUAUAUCAAAGGUUUUGUGUGUUUUUUCUACACCGUGCGAUCAUGUAAUGUUUUAACACAAACUGCUUAAAAGGAGGAUGAAGUAUCCACGCAGCAUUAAUCUGUUUUAUAAAUGUUCUAUUGAAAAUGUUUUAUUUUUAUUACAUUGUUAUUAACCCUGUUAUUAACAUGUCUGUUGAGAACACAUAUCGCUCCUUUUAGUGCAGAGAUUUAAAGCUGAGCUGUUGUUAAAAAUGAAGGGGGAAAAGAGAAAUUUGAGUUUUAGCUGGUCUUUUGUGGGGAGUGGGGUUUGUCCAUCUUUUGUUGGGGACUAUUUUUGGAUGCGGAUUAAUACACAUUUGGUGCUCCAGCGCCCGACCCUGUGCAUGAGGACCCUCUGAAGAUGAACAUGAGGGGUCGUGAGAUGAUUGACAAGAAGAACAAAAACAUGUACAUAUUUUUGGACAUUUCUCUCUCUGUUUAUCUCUGUUUUUUUAAUAGGUAAACCCUUUGAAACCUGAGCUCAUUGGCUUGAUUUCCCUCAAAAACAUGGGAGGAAGGUAAUGAGCAAUAAAAGAGGAAACGACCCAAAAAAUUAGCAAGAAAUUUGAAAAAAAUAAAAUAAAAUUUAAAAACAAGAAAAUUAGUGGGGGAAAACAAGUUAAAAAUAAACCAAAAAAGAAAUGACCUGGAAAAAAAGUGCUUAAAAAUUAUAAUAAUUCUGUACCAAGAAUUUAAACAUGUAAUAAUAAUGAUUAUAGAUGUAAUUUAUCCCUAGCUUUUUUCUUUGUUCACCAUUUUUUAAAAAUAAUUUUCUAAAUCUAAUAUUUUUUUUGCAGUUUGUGGGACAUUUCUCACAAGUUGCUCAUGGCCUUUCUUAUCAUAUUUUUUUUUAAAGCAAUCGCACCAAUGUGCUCAGGUUUCAAAGGUUUGUGUGAAAGCAGCACAAGAAAAGUGAUGUCGCUCCAGGUUUCACAGGGUUAAUCCCCUUACGGGUCUCAUUACACAAAAUUCUUACAUCUGAAAUCCUAUCUUAUCUCAGUUUAAGAUGACAUUUAGGAUUUUUUGUAUC